AUGCCAGCUGAAUGGGAGCCUCACAAGCAGUGCUGGAUGGGAUGGCCACUCAGGCCUGACAAUUGGAGGAACAAAGCCCAGCCAGCACAGGAGGCUUUUGCUGCAGUAGUUGCAGCCAUCACGGCCUUUGAACCUGUCACUGUCUGCGGUCCAAAUCCGGCUCAGGUGAAGGUAGCUUCCACGAAGGUGCCAGCAGGGACGGAGGUGCUGUGCAUGUAUCAGAAUGACUCCUGGUUCAGAGACAGUGGUCCCACGUUUGUGGUGCGCGAUAAGCCAGGCAGCCCCGGUGAGAGGGAGCUUGCCGGCGUGGAUUGGGUGUUCAAUGCCUGGGGAGGCCUCACAGGAGGCCUCUACAAGGACUGGCGCAAUGACGACAUGAUUGCUGGGCGCAUAUUGCGGCUGCAGGGGGUGAAGCGCUACAAGUGCAGCGCAGUGCUGGAGGGCGGCUCUAUUCACACAGAUGGAGAAGGGACGCUGCUGACGACUGAGGAGUGCCUGCUCAACCCCAACAGGAACCCAUCCAUGACCAAGGCACAGAUCGAGCAGAUGCUGAAGGACUACCUGGGCGUGCAAAAGGUGUUGUGGCUGCCGAAGGGGCUGUAUGCGGAUGAGGACACCAAUGGCCACGUGGACAAUGUUGCCUGCUUUGCGCGGCCGGGCGCCGUUCUGCUGUCCUGGACGGAUGAUGAUUCAGACCCCCAGCAUGCAAGGUCCGUGGAGGCCUACAAGUACCUGAGCGGCCAGACUGAUGCCAGGGGCCGCCAGAUUGAAGUCAUCAAGCUGCCCCUGCCUCCGCCGUUGCACAUGACAGAAGAGGAGGCCGCAGGCAUCGCACAGGUGGAGGGGUCUGUACCCCGGAAAGCAGGCGAGCGGUUGGCGGCUUCUUAUGUGAACUUCUACCUGCCCAACGGUGGCGCCGUCAUCCCUCAGGCCCUGGAGGGGUUAAGGGAGGUAUUUCCAAAGCGCAAGGUGGUGGGUGUGCCCACUAGGGAGGUCCUGCUGGGCGGAGGCAAUAUUCACUGCAUCACACAGCAACAGCCUGCUGUGUGA
This is a messenger RNA of Coccomyxa subellipsoidea C-169, 1050 nucleotides long. Its product is annotated as agmatine deiminase. The record is from RefSeq and is a predicted model, not a curated record. Gene Ontology annotation, biological process: putrescine biosynthetic process. Bases 1 to 1050 code for a protein of 349 amino acids. Gene Ontology annotation, molecular function: protein-arginine deiminase activity; agmatine deiminase activity. Lineage: Eukaryota; Viridiplantae; Chlorophyta; Trebouxiophyceae; Coccomyxaceae. The transcript is spliced from 9 exons.